AAACCCUAGUUUUAGCUGAUGGCUUAGAGAGAGUUUGUAGCAGUACUAUUUAAGCUCUCAUCUCCCUCGUUAGUCCAUCUCUUUGCUUGCUCUCUGCGGUGUCCUCUGAGAGAGCGCUUCUACCGGAUCGAUCUCAACGUCCAAAUCUAAUUCACAAUGGGUAAGGAGAAGGUGCACAUUAACAUUGUGGUCAUUGGCCAUGUUGACUCUGGAAAGUCAACCACCACUGGUCAUUUGAUUUACAAGCUCGGAGGUAUUGACAAGCGUGUAAUUGAGAGGUUUGAGAAGGAAGCUGCUGAAAUGAACAAACGUUCAUUCAAGUAUGCCUGGGUUUUGGACAAGCUAAAGGCUGAGCGGGAACGUGGUAUUACCAUUGAUAUUGCUCUUUGGAAGUUUGAGACAACCAAAUACUACUGCACUGUCAUUGAUGCACCUGGGCAUCGUGACUUUAUCAAGAAUAUGAUCACUGGUACCUCGCAGGCUGAUUGCGCAGUCCUAAUCAUUGACUCUACCACUGGUGGUUUUGAAGCUGGAAUUUCUAAGGAUGGACAGACACGUGAGCAUGCUUUGCUUGCUUUCACCCUUGGUGUCAAGCAAAUGAUCUGCUGCUGCAACAAGAUGGAUGCCACAACCCCGAAGUACUCAAAGGCAAGGUAUGAUGAAAUUGUGAAGGAAGUGUCGUCCUAUCUCAAGAAGGUGGGUUAUAAUCCUGACAAGAUCCCCUUUGUUCCUAUCUCUGGGUUCGAGGGUGACAACAUGAUUGAGAGGUCAACCAACCUCGACUGGUACAAGGGUCCAACCCUCCUUGACGCCUUGGACAUGAUUAGUGAGCCAAAGAGACCCACAGACAAGCCUUUGCGUCUUCCACUUCAGGAUGUCUACAAGAUUGGUGGCAUUGGCACUGUUCCUGUGGGCCGUGUUGAAACUGGUGUACUCAAACCCGGUAUGGUUGUCACUUUUGGUCCAAGUGGCCUCACCACUGAAGUUAAGUCUGUAGAGAUGCACCAUGAGGCCCUUCAGGAGGCCCUACCUGGAGACAAUGUUGGUUUCAAUGUGAAAAAUGUUGCUGUCAAGGAUCUCAAGCGAGGGUAUGUUGCAUCAAAUUCUAAGGACGAUCCAGCAAAGGGAGCUGCCAGCUUCACCUCCCAAGUCAUUAUUAUGAACCAUCCCGGACAAAUUGGAAAUGGCUAUGCCCCAGUUCUUGACUGCCACACCUCCCACAUUGCAGUUAAAUUUGCUGAGCUUCUGACCAAGAUUGACAGGAGGUCUGGCAAGGAGCUUGAGAAGGAGCCUAAGUUCCUGAAGAAUGGUGAUGCGGGAAUGGUCAAGAUGAUUCCGACCAAGCCCAUGGUGGUUGAAACUUUCUCUGAGUACCCACCACUUGGCCGCUUUGCUGUGAGGGACAUGCGACAAACCGUGGCUGUUGGUGUCAUCAAGAGCGUGGACAAGAAAGAUCCAUCUGGUGCCAAGGUCACCAAAUCUGCUGCCAAGAAAAAAUAAAUGGUUUGUUUUAGGGAUUUGAUUUUGAGUAUAGAGUUUACUGUUUUUGUUAGUUAUGAUAAAAGUGAGUUUUGAUGGCUCUCUUGACGACCUCUAUUGCCUCUGCUCUUGAGCCUCAUUUGUUGGUGUUGAACAUUCAGAUGCAGACCACGGUUCAAUUUUUGGUAAUUGAGUGUUUUAGUUUCAUUC
Molecule: messenger RNA, 1689 nt
Organism: Cornus florida
Lineage: Eukaryota; Viridiplantae; Streptophyta; Magnoliopsida; Cornales; Cornaceae
Product: elongation factor 1-alpha
Exons: 3
Coding region: 157-1500 (447 amino acids)
Biological process (GO): translational elongation; translation
Molecular function (GO): translation elongation factor activity; GTP binding; GTPase activity
Source: RefSeq, a predicted model, not a curated record